Monopterus albus (swamp eel) is the source of this 5714-nucleotide messenger RNA. RefSeq names its product sterol regulatory element binding transcription factor 2 (gene srebf2). The transcript has 20 exons. The coding region runs from base 243 to 3776 and encodes 1177 amino acids. Gene Ontology annotation, molecular function: DNA-binding transcription factor activity, RNA polymerase II-specific; RNA polymerase II cis-regulatory region sequence-specific DNA binding; protein dimerization activity. Gene Ontology annotation, biological process: positive regulation of cholesterol storage; positive regulation of transcription by RNA polymerase II. The record is from RefSeq and is a predicted model, not a curated record. Gene Ontology annotation, cellular component: nucleus. NCBI's taxonomy places the organism in Eukaryota, Metazoa, Chordata, Actinopteri, Synbranchiformes, Synbranchidae.
GAGUCUGUUUGUGAAUGACGUAAAACGAAGAUGGAGUCGUCUUAAGAAUAAAUUGGUGUGAAUUAGUUUAUCGACGUACAACUCUGCCUCUCUUGAGGCAUCGGUGUUGUUUUACGGUUUAUCCGGAACGUAAUAUUCUUCCGGAUCAUCACAGUGUGUUGUAGGCCUUGCUGGUCGCCCCGGGUCAAGAUAGUCUGCGACCCUCCGGUGAUAGCCAGAGAAGCGAGCUGCUGACAGACAGGAUGGACAGCGGAGAGUACAUGGAGAACAUGGACCAGAGUUUAGCGGAAUUAGGAGAUGAAUUCACCCUGGGAGACAUAGACGAGAUGCUGCAGUUUGUCAGCAACCAGGUGGGGGACUUCCCAGACUUGUUCGAGGACCAGAUGGCCUCAGCAGGCUCUAUGCAGAGUGGCAGUACCAGCACCAUCCCACGUCCUGCCGUUCAAACUCCUCAGACCCCUCAAACUCCCCAGACACCAACCUCUGUUGCCUACCAGAGCUCCAACAUUGGCCUUGCCGCCUCCCAGACGCUCUCUCCUCAGUCUUUACCCCUCACCCCUCCCCUCACUCCCGCACAGAUACCCUCCUCCACCAGCGCCGCCUCAGCGCAGCAGCAGGUGACCCGCAACCCUCCGCUCCUUCAGCCACGACCACAGGUGGUCCAGCCCAUCCAGCCACAGCCCCAGCAGACAGCCCAGCCCACCAUCCAGAUGCACACCCAGGGGGUCCCCAUGCAGACCCAGAGCUUCCCAGUCCGCCCCCUGGUUCAGACCCACAGUCAGACACCCCUACCCAUCCAGACCCAGGCGGGCCAAACUGUGAUGAUCGCCUCCAGCUGUGGGCAGUCACAUUUCAUGCAGAGCCCUGUCAUCUACCACCAGAGCCAUGCUCCUAGCUUCCAAGUGCUCCAACCACAGGUGCAGAGCAUUGUGACAUCACCACAGCUCCAACCAAUGACCUUUCAGCACCAGCAAGUUCUGACCCCAGCUGGUCAGACCAUCCAGACUCUCUCCACAGCGCCCACCACAGUCCACACUAUGCAGCAACAGGUGCAGCAGGUACCUCUUCUGGUCCAGCAGCCUCAGAUUCUGAAAACAGAUUCACUGCUGCUCACAACACUCAAACCAGAUGGCACCCAGGUGCUGUCAACCAUGCAGAGCCCCACAGGGAUCACCACCUUGACCACGCCCAUCCAGAACACAGCUCUGCAAGUCCCGACGCUGAUGAGCAGCAACAUCCUGACUACUGUCCCCGUUAUGAUGGGAGGAGGAGACAAGCUGCCGAUCAAGCAGCUACAGCCAGGCUCCUCCCACUGCACAACCAGCGCCAGACCAAGCAUGGAGCAGGGCCAGGUGACAGCAGGAGGGGUGGGGCCAGGAGGAGUGGUGAAGGAGGGCGAGAGGAGAACGACCCACAACGUCAUCGAGAAGAGGUACAGGUCCUCCAUCAACGACAAGAUUGUGGAGCUCAGAGACCUUGUCAUGGGCAGCGAUGCAAAGAUGCACAAGUCAGGAGUGCUGAGGAAGGCGAUUGACUACAUCAAAUACCUGCAGCAGGUCAACCACAAACUGCGUCAGGAGAACCUGGCCCUAAAGAUGGCAAACCAGAAGAACAAGCCAUUGGCACUGUCUGAAGACAUGGAGCUCAAACAGGAACUAGUGAUGAUGUCACCUCCAGCCUCGGACUCUGGCUCUGUUUCUCCUCGCCAGUUCUCUCCUUACUGCGUGGACUCGGAGCCAGGCAGCCCCUUAACGGACAAUGAUCAGGUGAAGAGCGAGCCAGAUUCUCCCUCCUCGGUGGGAGUGAUGGAUCGCUCCCGUCUGCUUCUCUGCGCCCUGACCUUCUUCUGCCUGUCUCUAAACCCGCUGCCAUCUUUGCUGGGCUCUGAGACUUCAGGAAGCCCCAACCUGUCAGCAGGCCGUGGGACAUCUAGAACGCUUGUCUGGCUCCCAAAUCACACACAGGACUUUGCAUCCUGGCUGCGGUGCUUGUUGCCGUGGGUGAUGGUCUGGGUGCUGAGCGGGAUGGGAGCGGUGUGGGGCUGUGUCAGGGUGCUCUACCUGUGGGAGCCUGUCACACCCCUUCACUCCCCGAAAUCUGUGUCCUUCUGGAGGCACCGCAAGCAGGCCGACCUUCAUCUGAACAGAGGUGAUUACACAGCGGCCAUGGCCAGUUUAGAGACCUGCCUGUCCGUCUUGACUAGAGCUCUUCCCUCAACCAAUCUGGACCUGGUCUGCUCGCUGACCUGGAAUCUGAUUCGCUACUGCUUGCAUCGUCCAACUCCUCUGGGUUGGCUCGUCCACCAAGUUGGAGGAAAGCACGAGGGGGAGGAGGCCAGGACCAGUGCGAGGGAUGCAGCGCUGGUGUACCACCGGCUGAGCCAGCUGCAGCUCACAGGAAAGCUGCCUCAGCGUAGCAGCCUCUGGGCUUUGUCUCUGUCUCUGAGUGCUGUCAACCUCAGCGAGAGCGCCCAAGGCAAGAUGGCCCCCGCUCAGCUCACCCAGAUCUAUGUGACUGCAGCAACAGCCCUGCGCACUGUGCUGGGCCACCACCUCUCCUGUCUGCCUGGUUACCUGUUGAGUUGUGCGGAGAGUGUGGCCAGCCAGUCAAAGACCAAGCCGAUCCCUGACUGCCUGUGCUGGCUCUUCACCCCUCUGGGCAGGCAGUUCUUCCUGAGCUGUGACUGGUCUGUGAAGCCAGAGAGCGGCGACAGUGUGUAUACUUCUGAGAGAGACCCAGCUGACCCCAUUGCCCAGCUGCACCGCUGUUUCUGCAGGAAACUUCUGGAGAGAGCUGUUCACACGCUCAUCCAGCCGCAGAGCGACACCAAAGCAGGCAAACACACGAACAGCUCUGGGGAGUUUUCCAGUGCCCUGGAGUUCCUCCAGCUGUUGAACAGCUGUACAGAGGACUCUCCUUCCCCUCCUCAUCCCUGGACUCCUCCCAAUCACACCACCACUCCAGUGAGAGACCCGGUGAGUCGCUGGUGGGCUUUAGUCCUGAAGGCUGCCGUGCACUGGCUCCAGGGUGACGAUGUCGCAGUCAGGUCACUGUUGGCAGAGGCAGAGCGAAUGCCGAAGGCUCUACACACUCUGGACCAUCCUCUGCCCAAGGCUGUGCUGCUGCUUUGCAAGACGGUUCAGAUGAGCCUGUCCCCUCUGAAGGGAGAAGCGGCAGUGGCCUGCCUGUCCCACUGCGACAGAGCCAGCAGUUACCUGUGCUCAAGCAUCUCUGUGCCGCUCACCCAGUCUGGGAACUGGCUGAACAAGGGCGUGGAGCUCCUGGUCUGUGACUUUCUGCUGACCUUGAGGACCGGUUUAUGGCAGCGGGGGGGCAGUAGUAACGGAGAACCUGGCCCAGCCUCUGGGUCCCAGUUGGCCGGGUUCCAGAGGGACCUCAGCGCACUCAGAAAGCUCACACAGUGCUACAGACGGGCACAACACAAGGUGUUUCUUCAUGAGACCACAGUGAGGCUGAUGGCUGGAGCCAGUCCCACCAGGACGCACCAGCUACUGGACCACAACCUGCGUCGCAGGACGCACGUCUCCUACACAGCUGAAGGUGAGUGUGUCCUGGGUGAGAGGGAGAGGGCUCAUGCCAUCCUGCUGGCCUGCCGUCACCUGCCCAUGCCCCUGCUGACUCCCCCCGGGCACCGCGCCCGUCUUCUGGCCGAAGCCAAGCGCACCCUGGAGCGCGUGGGAGACCGUCGGUCUCUGCAGGACUGCCAGCAGAUCCUGCUGCGCCUCAGCGGAGGCACGACAAUCGCUGCCUCUUGACCACACACACAAUUCGAGAACACACACACACAGAUUAGGGCUACUCACAAUACACUGUAACAAUGACUCUGUAAUUUGCUGUGUAAUAUUAUAAUUGUCACUCAUUUAAACCCUCAUACUGAUCAAGGGCCAUGAAUAUAAAGACAAAUAGGUGACUUCUCCUGUAUCCAUACUGCGUUACCGCAACAGCGCUGCCCCCUUCUGGUGGCUGAUGGUGCCGUCCUGGCUGACUGCCUCAUUUUAAACGAUGCUACACAACAAGGAAAAUCAGGUUCAAUAGGCCCCAGAGGGAAAAGGGACCGUUAUCUAAUAGCAGUUUAAAUGAAUGAAGUCCAGCUGUGCGUUGAUUAGUCAUAGGAUACCAAGCUGUACAAUCAUUAUUGGCACACAGCGAAGUGAGCACUACUACAACUGUGUAAUGUCUCAUUAAACUUGCAAGCUUCAGUUUAAGGGCACCAGAGUAGACCCCUGGCUGUUCAGCAUGGCUGUGCUGUAGGAUGCAGACACAUUGCUUACUUUUCACAGUAGUGUCUCUUCCUAUCUACCUCAUACACAUUACAGUGCCAGCACUGAAAUGCAGAGAUGCUUAAGCAGCAUGGCAGUUAAUCUGAAUUUGAGUCAAGUGACACUUCAACAGUGCAGUGUCAUUCUAAUUAAACCUAGCUGAGCUGCUUUAUUUAGUCUUUAGGAUGCAGCAGAUCUUUACACUAAGGAGACAGACGGCUACUGCUGACCUGCUCCUUACUGUCAAACAAGAAACAGGAAAAACAGGAUUUGGACAAUAUCUAAAUAACAGAGAGAAGCAGCCAGUCAGUGGCCGACAAUUUGGAAAUAUCUACACACACACCCAUAAAUGCACAUUCAUCUCACUUGACUCAUUACAUUUUAAAUUAAGUGCAUACAAAUUGACGGGGUGAUUGUAUAUAAGUUGUACAUAGGCAGAUAAACAGAAGCAGAUGACACAGGAAGUCGUCGCCUACAAAUUGAAAGGAGACACACACUGAAGAAACCAUUGAUGAAGUUGCCUCCUGUCAGUUUGAUCAGGAGAGCAAGGUCACCUGUUGCGCCCUUAAAGUGAUAUUCCACCAAAAAUUGAUUAAUAUAGCCUUAAAUGGUAGAUUUUGGAAAAUCAAACUUCAUUGCCAAGUAUUAUUAAAACACAAGGAAACUGACUCCAGCUCAGUGAUGCAGAACAGCAGCCUGUUUAGUGGAUGACUAUUUUUCAUUGGUCACAUCGUCGCAGAUACAUGUUCAGGUCGAUUAAUCCACCUCUCUGCUCUGAUGUCCAACUGUAAAUGUCCUCUUCAAGCCUACGGGCAGUGAGUGAAGGAUUCUGGGUGGUGGAUCACUUUGGGCUGUGAACACAGUGAUAGAUGUGAGGAGCGUUUCCACGUAGCGUAUGUUGACGCUCUCUAUCAAAAUGGCCUUGAUGUUAUGUAAAAACAAUGUUUUCAUGUUUCAUCAUGUUUGGACUGAAGGGUUUUAUCUUUGUCCAACCUGCUUUUAAUUUGUAAUUGUUGACUUACACAUGGCAUGACGCUUCUCAGUCCUGCGCUCUGAUUAUCUUAUUUAAUUGUUGUGUAAUAUUCAUAUAAAUGGUUUUUAGGAGGGAAGGGAGCAGUUUUACAGUGAUGUCAUGACUGUUGUUUUAUAUCAAUAAAAGCUGAGGCUCAGAACAGAAAUAGGAGGAUUUGUAUUUCUACUGAAGAAGCCAAUAUUUAAACCAUUGGCUUGUUAUUUUAGGGUCACUUUUACUUUCUUGGUUCUAAAGUGCAAGCAAACACAUAUGCUAUUAGAAGUUUCCAGAGUUCUGUCUUCCAGGUCAACCCAAGGUCUAAGUUAGAAUCCUCAAGCCACCGGCAGCCGAGUUUUUACUAUCAUUAGAAUUGUUUUACUUUUCACAAAAAAACUUUUCCCUUGAUGUAUUUUAUUGUAUGA